Messenger RNA from Vigna angularis (adzuki bean), 1361 nucleotides. RefSeq names its product protein SRG1-like. Bases 46 to 576 code for a protein of 176 amino acids. The record is from RefSeq and is a predicted model, not a curated record. The transcript has 4 exons. NCBI's taxonomy places the organism in Eukaryota, Viridiplantae, Streptophyta, Magnoliopsida, Fabales, Fabaceae.
AUAUUUUAAAAAAUGUGAAAACAAAAAGUUGCAGUGUUACUUACCAUGGAAGCACUGUUAUCCAAGCGUGUACAAGAAAUGGUGAGGAAUGGUGAGGAACCACCUCCACCUUAUGUUCGUAGAGAUGUUAACUAUACACAAAUCGUGCCUUCAACGUUAUGUUCACCACCCAUCAUUGAUUUUGGGCUCAUAUCUUCAUCAACACCAUUAACCAAACAAAAAGAAGAGCUGCAAAAGCUAAGAUCAGCUCUCUCCUCUUGGGGAUGCUUCCAGGCAAUAAACCAUGGCACAUCAAGCACACUUUUGGACAAGGUUCGUGAAGUUGCAAGGGAAUUUUUUACGCAGCCAAUGGAACAAAAGAAGAUAAUUUCCAAAGGGGUGAAAGAAUUUGAAGGGUAUGGUGCGGAUCCAGUUCCCGAAGAAGGUCAGUUUUUAGAUUGGUCAGAUCGUUUGUGCCUUGAUGUAUACCCUGAAAAUAGAAGGAAGUCAAGUUUGUGGCCAGAAAAUCCAUCAUCUUUUAGGAAAAUUGUGGAAGAAUACACAGCAAAUCUGAGAGGCAACAAAUCUUAUUUCUAGAGCUAUUGCUAAGUCAUUAGAUUUAGAAGAAAAUUGCUUCUUGAAUCAAUUUGGUGAACACGCACUACUGCAAGUGAGGUUCAACUACUAUUCCUGCUGUGCUCAACCUGACAUUGUGCUCGGGCUUAAACCCCAUGCAGAUGGUUCAGGGUACACCAUUAUACUGCAAGAUGACGUUGAGGGCCUCCAAGUCCACCGUAAGGAUAAGUGGUUCACAGUUUCCACAAUUUCUCAUGCCCUAUUUAUACUCAUGGGUGAUCAAAUGGAGAUUGUGGUGUGCCCAUCCAAUUUAAAAAUUGUUACUUCUUACUUAAUUCCGAAACAUGGCAUGGCAGUGGAUAUCAGGAGCAAUAUAGGUGAUAAUAGUGAUCUUUUUGACAUUGCAGAUAAUGACUAAUGGAAUUUUCAAGAGUCCUAUGCAUCGGGUAUUGGUGAACUCCAAGAGGGAAAGAAUAUCUGUUGCAAUGUUCUAUACUCCAGAGCCAAACAAAGAAAUUGGACCAGAACAAGGUUUGGUGAAUGAAGAACAACCGAAGCUGUUUAAGAAAGUGAAAGAUUAUGCUGAUACGCAUUGGGAAUAUUAUCAACGAGGAAGGAGAGCAAUUCAUGUAGCAAAAGUAUGAACCACAGUUGUUGCAUUUGUGUGUGAUUAUAAAUUCAACAAAAGAAAACAUUUAUGGUGAGAGUACACUGUUUAGUGUCUAAUGGUUGUAACAGCUGCAAGACUUUGGACUGCUAUUGAAUAUUAUUAGUUAAAUAAAAAUAAAGAUUUUUUUUUACACCAA